AAAUUAUUAAGGCCUAUUCCAGUUAAAAACAUAGAUGGCUCGUUAAAUGCCGCUGGAUUGAUGACUCAUUUCGCCGAGCUAGGUCUUAAAAUCGGCGACCAUGUUGAGGAUAAAGCAGCCUUCAUGGUUACAGAUCUAGGAAGUGAUGACAUUAUUAUUGGCAUUGAUUGGCUAAGAUAUCACAAUCCGGAAAUAGAUUGG
Molecule: messenger RNA, 201 nt
Organism: Suillus discolor
Lineage: Eukaryota; Fungi; Basidiomycota; Agaricomycetes; Boletales; Suillaceae
Exons: 1
Source: RefSeq, a predicted model, not a curated record